Colletotrichum costaricense is the source of this 1467-nucleotide messenger RNA. RefSeq lists its product as uncharacterized. The transcript has 2 exons. The coding region runs from base 1 to 1467 and encodes 488 amino acids. The record is from RefSeq and is a predicted model, not a curated record. NCBI's taxonomy places the organism in Eukaryota, Fungi, Ascomycota, Sordariomycetes, Glomerellales, Glomerellaceae.
AUGCCCUCUAAUCCAAGUGAUACAGAUCUUGCCGCGCCCGAGUGCGCAAGAUGCGUCAAGGCGCAAUUGAAAUGCGGGGGCUGUCGCGGUCUCAGCUUCAUCCAAUACAACGGACACAGGGCCGCGACCCCCGGCACCGAUGUCAGUGACAUCUCUCAGGCAGCACCGAUCAUAGGAUCAAAGACAACUGCGCACUCAGUUGUAGUGCCCCGGAGAAACGAGAUCAUUCCAACCCAGAUUGGAAAACAAUACUUGACGCUAGGUUCUAUGGAUGAUGUUUACGCCUCUUACGCGAUGAAUCAUCUACUGCACGAGAGCGAGGAGGUCGUGGUAAAUCCCGACAUAAAUCGAACAUUGACCAACAAGUGCUUUGUCGCGCUUUCCACGACGAUUUUUGGCAUCGAUAAGAAAGAGCCGCAUGUCUUGCAACAUGGUCUUUAUAGAUACGGUACUGCUCUCAAGGCCCUCAACAGGGCGUUAAGUGACCCCCGGGAAAGUCGAUCUUUCGACGUUCUAGAGGCCAUCAUAGUGAUGGCCGUUUUCGAAAUGAUUGCUGGAAACCGCGAAGACGGAUGGAUAGAACACGCACGAGGCCUGGAAAGGCUUCUUGACUUCCGAGGACCGACAUCGAUGCAGCCAUUGCCAUGUUUGGCACUGUUCGAGAAGGCGCGGCCGUCAAUGAUUUUCGCUGCUCUUGUCACCCGCAAAACUACCAUUCUUUCGAGUACUCUGUGGAAAGGUCUCCCGUGGUUGCAAUACCCCGAACGGAAGAAUCCACUCCAACUGCUUCUUGAUAUUGUUGCAGAUUGCCCCGAACUAUUUGUUUUGCGAGAGGAUAUCUUCGGUAAAGGUGAAGGGCUUCCUCGCAAUUCAGCGCUGAUAUCUCUGCUUGAAAUGGCACAAAAGGUUCUAAACGAUCUCGAGACAUGGGAGAAUUGCUGGUCAUCCACUGAGUUGGAUCAGUAUGAUCUAGUCCCAGCGCCGGCCGCUACUACACCAAUGCGCUCCGGAUACGGCAGGUCCAGUGAGCCAGUUUGGGACACCGUUUUUGAAUUUCACAGUCUGUAUCAUGCCAGUACCUUGACACUGUUUCACGGGACCUUGAUCUUACUAUUACUUCUGAUUCAUGGUUUGCAGCUUGCGCUACGAGAUCCAGAAGGUCAUAGUCCCGAACCUGGGCCUGUACCAAUCAGGAUACAUGAAUCUGGCAUCCUUAUAUGCCGCAGUGUGGACUACCAUCUUGAUAAACUGCGAAACAUUGCGAGUUCAUCCAUUCUAUUCCCAAUAAGAAUGGCGUACGAGGCCGUAGGCAAGUCGGACGAAGUCCUUGGGCUGUGGCUAAUGUUCCAACUCAGGCACAUUUCGUCCAGCUCUAGCGGUAGAUGGGCCAUGGCUCGACACGUACUCCGCUUGAACCCUGUCUCGAACAUCACGUCAGAUAGACUCAUACGUGACUACUCAAAUUGA